Lepisosteus oculatus (spotted gar) is the source of this 830-nucleotide messenger RNA. It is a transcript of the gene gmfg, whose product is annotated as glia maturation factor, gamma. Gene Ontology annotation, molecular function: actin binding; Arp2/3 complex binding. Gene Ontology annotation, biological process: negative regulation of Arp2/3 complex-mediated actin nucleation; actin filament debranching. The record is from RefSeq and is a predicted model, not a curated record. Gene Ontology annotation, cellular component: actin cortical patch. Lineage: Eukaryota; Metazoa; Chordata; Actinopteri; Semionotiformes; Lepisosteidae.
UUUAACAGCAGUUAUACUAGAAAAGGAACUUAGAGAGCUGGCUUGCAUCCUGUCACAAGGGAUUCGUAAGAAGGUGAAUUUGUCACAACUAGUAAACUGCUUUAAGCACCAGAAAAGAGGAAACGGACCUGUUUUGCGACAAAAUGUCAGACUCCCUGGUGGUGUGUGAGGUGGACGAGGGCCUGAAGGAAAAGCUGAAGAAGUUCCGGUUCCGCAAGGAAACCAACAAUGCUGCCAUCAUCAUGAAAAUCGACAAGGACAAGCAGCUAGUGAUCCUAGAGGAAGAAUAUGAAGACAUUUCCCUAGACGAUCUAAAGAAUGAGCUUCCUGAACGGCAACCAAGAUUCAUAGUCUACAGCUAUAAGUAUGUCCACGAAGACGGCAGGGUGUCCUACCCUUUGUGCUUCAUUUUUUGCAGCCCUGUGGGCUGCAAGCCGGAGCAGCAGAUGAUGUACGCAGGAAGCAAGAACAGGCUGGUCCAAGCUGCGGAACUCACCAAGGUCUUUGAGACCCGGAACGCUGAAGACUUGACGGAGGAGUGGCUAAAAGCAAAGCUCGCCUUUUUCCGCUAAACAGAGAUAACUUGUUACUUUUAAGAAACUUGCAUACCUAAGCAAGCAUCUUGGGUUAUCACUAUAUAUAUAUAUUUGAUAUAUAUUUGCCAUUUAGAAAAAUAUCUUACUUUUAAGAACAAAAAUCUUAUAAUUAUUGUUUUUCACUCAUGUGGGUGUUACAACCUUUAAGCCAGUAUUUCUUAAAUAUAACUGCCUCCUUUGUAUUCUUUGAUAAAAUCACUCUUCUAUUGAAAUAAAAGUUCUCUAAGAAAAAUA